Seminavis robusta is the source of this 936-nucleotide messenger RNA. Lineage: Eukaryota; Bacillariophyta; Bacillariophyceae; Naviculales; Naviculaceae. The record is from the annotation of a GenBank genome assembly.
AUGGAAGAGUUCGGCUUCAAGCUUAGCAUGGAACACUCGAUUGAGUCUUUUCUGGGAAUUAAGUUUGAAGAAUUGACAGGCGGUGCUUUCAAUAUGACACAGCCUGCCCUCAUCCAGAAAAUCAUCACCACCACAGGCAUGCAAGGUUGCAACGGCAGUCCCACACCAGCAGCUCCCAACCAACCUCUGGGAAAAGAUCCCGACGGAGAACCAAUGGACGAAGAAUGGUCCUAUCCCUCUGUGAUUGGAAUGUUGUUGUAUCUGAGCACCAAUACCAGACCUGACAUUUGCUACGCUGUCAGUCAGGUUGCAAGGUUCACACAUUCUCCCAAGCAGAGUCAUGCCAGUGCUGUCAAGAGGAUUGUCAGGUAUCUAUCAAAAACAAGUGGACAAGGCACCAUCAUGAGACCCGAUGGCACAUUGAGCAUCAGUUCCAUGAGUGACAGUGACUUUGCUGGCCUGUACAAUGUUGACCCUGUUGAUGAUGUUUCCAGUGCCAAGUCACGCAUGGGGUACAUCAUUUCACUUGGUGGAUGCCCUCUUGUGUGGAAAAGCAAGGUGUUGUCAUCAGUGUGUUUGGCUACAGCCGAGGCAGAGUAUUACUGUCUGUCCCACUGCCUCCGAGUCCUGCUGCCCAUUCGAGAAGUCCUCAAGGAGAUUGUUGAGCACCUAGGAGCUUCAGUGGAGGUUCAAUCGGCAAUGUCUUCGAAGGUCUUUGGUGACAAUGCUGCAGCCAUGAUUUUGGGAAGGACCCACCGUCUGACAGCCCGUACCCGCUACUACCAUACAGCCGCCCAUCAUUUCUGGCAACAUGUGGACAGCGGGGACAUUGUGCUGGAGGACAUCGAGUCAGCCAAGAUGGAUGCUGACUAUUUCACGAAAGGAAUGCCGCGUGAAGGCUUUGAAGCCAACCGCAGAUGUGUCCAAGGUUGGUAA